Lathyrus sativus (Indian pea) is the source of this 501-nucleotide messenger RNA. Lineage: Eukaryota; Viridiplantae; Streptophyta; Magnoliopsida; Fabales; Fabaceae. The record is from the annotation of a GenBank genome assembly.
AUGAUAUUCGGGAAUACUUGGAUGAGGUGGAUGGAAGCAUGUAUCUUUAAGAUUCAUGUGUCUAUAUUGUUCAAUGAUAACCUUACUAAGGAUUUUGAGGUGGGAAUAGGGCUAAGGAAGGGAAAUCCUCUAUCUCCAUUUCUUUUUGUGUUAGUUGUUGAAGGAUUAUCGAGUUUGAUAUAUGCUUCAAAAAGGGGCGAUUUUGAAAGCUUUAGAGUGGAUGAGGGGCUUUCGGUGGAAAUCAUUCAAUUUGUGGAUGAUACUCUUAUCAUAGGAGAACGAGGUUGGAAGAACUUAUGGAGUAUUAAAGCUAUUCUAAGGGGCUUCGAUCUUGUUUCAGUUUUUAGUGUUAACUUCCAUGAGAGUAUGUUAAUUGGUAUCAAUGUGAGUAAUCACUUUCUUGUUGUUGCGUCUAAUUUUCUAUCUUGCAAGAUCGAGGAACCAAGUUUUAACUUCUUAGGCAUCCCUAUUGGUUCCAACCCUAGAGGGAUUAAAUCUUAG